UGUUUGACUGAAACUUAACAAACAAACGAAUAAAUAAGUAUAUAAAUAAACGCAGAAGUGCCAUGGAAGUGCAAGGAGCCAAAUUCCAGAAAAUAACAAUACAAUUUUCUUUCUUUCUUCCAUAUCUCUGCCUGCAAAAGAUAAGCUUGCUGCAACACAAGAUAAAUAUGGAAGUCAAAUUUGCAAUCAAGAACAAUGUCACCGAACUGGUUGGAAACACCCCGUUGGUAUAUCUCAACAAUGUCGUGGAUGGUUGUGUAGCACGAAUCGCUGCCAAGCUAGAGUCAAUGGAGCCCUGCUCAAGUGUAAAAGACAGGAUUGCAUAUAGUAUGAUCAAGGACGCGGAGGAUAAGGGUCUAAUUACGCCAGGGAAGACUGUUCUCAUUGAGGCCACGAGUGGCAACACCGGCAUUGGAUUGGCAUUCAUUGCAGCAAGCAGGGGCUACAAGGUUAAGCUGACCAUGCCAUCUUCAAUGAGUAUUGAGAGAAGAAUUGUGCUCCUAGCUUUUGGGGCUGAGGUGUACCUCACAGAUCCUGCCAAGGGUAUUAAGGGAGCUUUUGAUAAAGCCGAGGAGUUAUUGAGUAACACGCCUGAUGGUUAUAUACUUGGCCAAUUUGAAAAUCCUGCCAAUCCAAAGAUUCAUUAUGAAACCACUGGCCCGGAGAUAUGGAGAGACACAGGAGGGAAGGUUGAUGCCCUCGUUUCGGGAAUAGGGACUGGGGGUACAGUUGCCGGUGCAGGGACAUUCCUUAAAGAGCAGAAUCCAGAGAUUAAGGUGUACGGUGUAGAACCAGCCGAAAGCCCAGUCUUGAACGGUGGCCAAGCUGGGAAGCAUCUGAUCCAAGGAAUCGGUGCUGGUAUCAUACCUGCAGUUCUGGACGUUAGCGUGCUCGAUGAAGUUAUUCAAGUAACGAGUGAGGAAGCAAUUGACACCGCGAAGCAGCUUGCUCUGAAAGAAGGUCUUCUGGUGGGGAUUUCAUCUGGUGCUGCGGCCACUGCUGCAAUAAAGUUGGCUAAGAGGCCGGAAUAUGCUGGAAAACUCAUUGUUGCUGUGUUCCCCAGUUUUGGAGAGCGUUAUCUGUCUUCUGCACUCUUUGAUUCCGUUAGGCAUGAGGCGGAAAACUUGAGUAUUUGCUGAAAGUGUUGCUGAAUCGGCCUUUUCUUAGUUUCCUAGCUCCUUCAAAUAACACGAAAACUUUGCUCCAGUUUGUACUGAAAAUAUUUAUGGGACCUUGUAUAUGAUUAUUACGACCUUUUACCGAUGAACUAAUAAAUUCUGGUUGAUGACUAUCUUCUUGAUAGCAUCAGUAGA
Molecule: messenger RNA, 1313 nt
Organism: Pyrus x bretschneideri (Chinese white pear)
Lineage: Eukaryota; Viridiplantae; Streptophyta; Magnoliopsida; Rosales; Rosaceae
Product: cysteine synthase-like
Exons: 11
Coding region: 63-1139 (358 amino acids)
Cellular component (GO): cytoplasm
Molecular function (GO): cysteine synthase activity
Source: RefSeq, a predicted model, not a curated record